AUGAUGGUACCCACAAGUUGUGGGUUUGGGACGCUGAAGGAGAUGGUCAAAAGGAUAGUGCUAGGCCAGGGUCUUGCAUUCCUCAUCUCCUUCACCGGUGUCUCUACGACGAAGCUUGUCAACAACAACGCAAGCUAUCCCGUACUUCAGUCUGUCACAGCAUACGCAUUCAUUUUUGCAGUUUAUUUCCCAGUAUUUCUCUUUAUACUAUACAAGUACCGCAGUCAACCAUUCUCGAACUUUAGAUUUUUCAACCGUUGGUGGAAAUACGCGAUACUGGCUGUGAUUGAUCUCGAGGCUAACUACGUCGUGGUACUUGCCUAUCAGUACACGAACAUGACUUCCGUCCAGCUUCUCAACUGCUUCACCGUACCAUGCGUUCUGGUACUAAGUUUUUUUUUAUUGCGAAUGAAAUUUGCGGUUACUCAUGUUGUUGGUGGAGUGAUCGCGAUUGGAGGCCUCGCGUUUCUUAUUGCACUUGACGCUGAUGGCCUUUCCCGUAGCGCGGGUGGGAACCAGGAAGUUCUCGGGGACAUCUUGUGCUUGAUUUCAAGCUUGCUGUACGCGACAAGCAAUGUACUGACGGAGUGGUUUGUAAAGCCAUCAACACCAGCUUUUAUGUUCAGCUGCUGCUGUGGAAAUCGAAGUUGUGAGACAAGGAAUGCUACUACAUCUGCAUUACCUUCAGCCAACAUUCAGGAGCCCACCUGCACGUUUCCAGACAAAGAGGAUGUGGGCACGGCAGAAAAUCAUUUACAGGUCUCUGCUUUCAUUCCAGUAGUGGAGAACCUGGCAAUGAUGUCCUCGUUCGCCUUGGUCUUUUCAACAAUACAGUUUUUUGCAAUAGAGUGGAAAGCGUUCAAACCAAAUCGUAGCUCCUGGACAGGGCAAGACUGGUUGUUUCAGAUGGUGUUUGGUGUCACAAUGUUGCUUGUUUACACUAUCAUGCCGAUUAUGUUUAUCGUUUCCAGUGCAGCUUUCGCAAACAUAUCCUUACUGACUGCGAACAUCUACGCCAUUAUAUGGAACGUCACAAUUUUCAAGAUAUAUCCUACUAAGUUGUUUUUUGUUUCGUAUGCUAUUAUUGUCGUCGGCAUCAUCUUGUACAAUUUGACUGACAUUGUACGGAUUCCCUUCUGCUAUCGCUGGAACUACCCCUGUGGUGAUCCGUUCAAGGAAAACGGAAAAAAGAUGGAAGAGGAUUCAGAGGAACAGGUGCAUGAAGCAGCAAAAGGCCAGGCCCAGCGCGAGGCAGAGUUCACUUCAACUGAGUCUAGUAGUGGAAAGCAGGGGGACGCCACAGGAAGGGUGACAAGCGGUGGAGCUUGUGAAUUGCAUCGCUCACAAAGGGAAUGA
Leishmania braziliensis MHOM/BR/75/M2904 is the source of this 1356-nucleotide messenger RNA. RefSeq lists its product as hypothetical. Gene Ontology annotation, molecular function: transmembrane transporter activity. Gene Ontology annotation, biological process: transmembrane transport. Gene Ontology annotation, cellular component: membrane. The record is from RefSeq and is a predicted model, not a curated record. The transcript has a single exon. Bases 1 to 1356 code for a protein of 451 amino acids. NCBI's taxonomy places the organism in Eukaryota, Euglenozoa, Kinetoplastea, Trypanosomatida, Trypanosomatidae.